This is a messenger RNA of Musca domestica (house fly), 1759 nucleotides long. RefSeq names its product neurogenic locus notch homolog protein 1 (gene aspr). The transcript has 7 exons. Lineage: Eukaryota; Metazoa; Arthropoda; Insecta; Diptera; Muscidae. Bases 157 to 1572 code for a protein of 471 amino acids. The record is from RefSeq and is a predicted model, not a curated record.
CAAACACUACUCAAUGCUUAUAAAAGCCGGUGCUUAACUUGAGAACAGAUCAGUGUUCAAUAUUCGCUAAACGGCGAUAUCGAUACAUUUACAUCGCCGUCGCGGGCAGUUUUUUAUUUAAAAAAAAAAAAAAAAAACAAAAGAAAAUUACACGAAAUGAUGUCAAGGACGUUCGCAGCGGUGCUGUUAUUUGCCAUCCUAGCCUGCAUCCAUGCUGAGGAUAAACAGCUACAAACUAGCAAUUCUACAGCUGUAGAAGAUAAAAAGUUGACCAAGCGUGCAACAUGCAGUACAUGCUCAUACGAUGGACGUACGUAUUAUACAUAUGCCGAUGGAACGACAGUGGAGAGAUUAGUUUACCGGGAUCCAAUCUAUCAUACACAUUCACGUGCUGAUUUACGCGUUAAUGGUUGCCACGGUAAUCCCUGUGGCGUUAAUGCCGUAUGCCAGGAGACAGCAGGCGGCCGUCCUGUCUGUUCCUGCCCACCCGGCUACAGUGGUAACCCCUUGACUCACUGCAACCGCGGUGAAUGUUUGGAUAACAUCGAUUGUCGCAGUGAUUUACAGUGUCAAAAUGGGCGAUGUGUUAAUCCUUGUGUUGGUGCCUGUGGUUCAAAUGCCAAUUGUGAGCCCAGAAAUCACGUUGCCGUAUGCAGUUGCCCACCUGGUUUUAAUGGUGAUCCAUUUGUUUCCUGUCGCCAAUCUGAUCCUGAGGAGCAAUGCCAUCCCAGUCCAUGUGGUCAAAAUACAAAAUGUGAAAUUGUCAAUGGUGUACCAACCUGUUCCUGCCUGAACGGCUACAUUGGAAAUCCCCUGAGUGGAUGUCGCCAUGAAUGUGAUCACGAUGGUGAUUGUAGUUCGCGCGAUAUGUGCAGCAACUUUAAAUGUGUUCCUGCAUGUACCCAGUGUGGUGUGGGUGCUACUUGCGGUUCGGUGAGUGGUCAUCGUGCUGUGUGUGAAUGUCCCAAGGGUUAUAUUGGUAGUCCGUAUACUGAAUGUCGUCCUGAAUGUUAUGGUGAUUCCGAUUGUCCAGCCAAUAAACCAGCUUGUUUCUAUGGCAUUUGUAAGAACACUUGUGAUGGUGCAUGUGGUAUUGGUGCCGAUUGUAAUUUAAGAGGAUUGACACCGGUCUGCAGUUGUCCACGUGAUAUGACUGGUGAUCCAUUUGUUCGUUGUCGUCCAUUUACAAAGGCUGAUCUCUGUGAACCCAAUCCUUGUGGCACAAAUGCCAUAUGUGUACCUGGUCAUGAUAAUACUGGACGUGAACGUCCCGUGUGCAAUUGCUUGCCAGGUUAUACCGGAAAUCCUUUGUCACAUUGUUCAAGAGGUGAAUGUUUGAGCAAUAACGAAUGUCCCGACAACAAGGCCUGUAUCAACUACCAAUGUGUCAACCCCUGCAUUGGCAAAUGCGGUUCCGGUGCCGUCUGUGAACCUAAAUCACAUUUAGCAGUUUGUAAAUGUCCCCACGGUUAUUCCGGCGAUGCUUUAGUGUCCUGCCGCCAAACCCGUACUCAACCUGUUGCCAAAUACUACAGCGAUUCAACCGGAGGCUGCAAUACCUGUGGCAAAUAGACUUACCCCUCAACACCGAUAAACUGCCAUACCACAGUCAUUAUCUAUAUUCUCUCACAUGUAAUUUAGCUUGCCUAACAUUUAUGUAGUUUUUUUCAUUUUCUUGUAAUAUUUUUUUGAUUUUAUAGUAAUUUAUUGCUAAUUCUUUGUUACGAUUGUGUAAAUAUAAUAAAAAAAAAACAUUUUU